AUUAAUUGUUUACAAUAUUUUUCUACUCUAUAAGAUGUUGAAUCAAAUUAUUUGCUUAGUGUAACUUUAGUUCAACUUUAGUGCUGUGCCAUCAAUUCAGUUAUGUAUACUUUAAUUUCAAGUUUAAUUAUAGGGAUAUUAUGUGCCACUACAAUGUGGCGUAAAGAAAGUAAUGAACAAGAUCCAAUUGUUCAGCUUCCAAAUGGCAAGAUUCGCGGUCUUAACCAUGGCAAUUAUUUGUCCUUUGAAUCGAUUCCGUAUGCAGAACCACCAAUUGGAGAAAAUCGAUUCGAAGCUCCUAAAGCAUAUUCGGUUAAAUGGUCAGAUAUUAGAGAUGCAACAAAGCCACCAGUUAUUUGUAUGCAAUGGUAUCAGUUCCUUUUUAAAGAAGAUCUUUUAACUGGUGUCGAGGAUUGUCUUACCAUUAACGUGUACACUCCCAGUCUUUCGAGUGAAAACCCUUAUCCGGUUUUGGUAAAUAUUCAUGGAGGAUCUUUUAUGUUUGGUAAUGCUGCUGAAGAUAAAGUAGAUUUGCUUAUGAAAAAUGGAAAAUUAGUUAUCGUGAAAAUGAACUAUCGAUUGGGAGUUCUGGGUUUCCUUAGCACUGGAGAUGAUGAAAUUACUGGAAAUUUCGGUCUGAAAGAUCAACUACUUGCAUUGGAAUGGAUAAAAGCUAAUAUUGCAACUUUUAAUGGGAAUCCUGAUAAAAUCACAGUUAUGGGAGAAUCUGCGGGAGCAGCUUCAGUACAUUUGCAUAUGAUGAAUAAGAGAUUCGAAAAAUUAGCAACAUCGGCAAUGUCUAUUAGUGGAACAGUCUUUUCACCUUGGGCCAUUGAAACACAUCCUGCUAAAAAAGCUUUCGCUGUUGCAAAAUAUUUAAAUUGCCCCACUGAAAGCUCUAGCUCUAUUAAGAAAUGUCUCAAAAAUAAGGACGCAGCAGACAUAGUUCGCACAACAAAAGAGUUCCAAAAGAACAAUAUAGGAUUUAAUCCUGCAGUUGUUUUUGCACCUGUAAUUGAGUCAAAAACUGCUGAAAAUACUUUCCUUACUGAAAAACCAGAAAUUAUUAUUAAAAAUGGAAAAUCUGCUCAGAUUCCUUGGUUAGCAUCAUUUGCCAAAAAUGACGGAGGAUAUCCUUGUGCAGAAUAUAUGCGAAAGGAUUCAAAUGGUGUGGAAUUUAUUGAGGUGCUAAACGAACGUUGGAAUGAACUUGCACCUAUUAAUAUUUUCUUACCGAGUCUUGUGGAGGAGAAAGAAUUAACUGCAUUCUCAAACAAACUUCGUCUUAAAUAUAUGGGAAAUGCGAGAUUUACUGCUAAAAAUUAUUUCUUACUGCAAAAGCUAUGUACCGAUUUAAUAUUUGCUGAUGGAGUAAAAAAGUCAUGGGCUUUGCACAAGGAGUACACAAAAUCUCCAGUUUAUGGUUAUAUGUAUGAUAAUCCACCACCUUCUGGUCUUGGUAAUGUGCUCUCCAACCGGACUGAUAUAAAUUUCGGAACCGUACAUGAUGAUGAUUGCAGUCUAAUUUUUAACUCUGAGUCCGUUAGAGCAUCUCUUCCUCAAAACCAAAGGACUAUGUCAUCACAUUUUGUUAAAAUGAUUGAAGACUUUUGUGUUACCAGGAGUCUACAAUUCGGAACUUGUAAAUUUAAGGAAAAUUCUUCAAAGACUAAAGGUUUUCUAGCAAUGCAUAUAACAAAGGAUUCAUGUCAUUCGGUUAGUGUUGAUAAGUUAUGA
Messenger RNA from Episyrphus balteatus (marmalade hoverfly), 1737 nucleotides. Its product is annotated as esterase-5B-like. The record is from RefSeq and is a predicted model, not a curated record. NCBI's taxonomy places the organism in Eukaryota, Metazoa, Arthropoda, Insecta, Diptera, Syrphidae. The transcript is spliced from 3 exons. The coding region runs from base 103 to 1737 and encodes 544 amino acids.